Molecule: messenger RNA, 1906 nt
Organism: Cyphomyrmex costatus
Lineage: Eukaryota; Metazoa; Arthropoda; Insecta; Hymenoptera; Formicidae
Exons: 7
Coding region: 527-1324 (265 amino acids)
Source: RefSeq, a predicted model, not a curated record
CCAUGUUGAUUUACUGGUGAUAGCAGCAUGUAGGUUAAAAAAGAAUACGGCAAUUUUCCAGUUUUCCGUUACUUCGUUAACAUGAAUGAAGUAUCAACGGAUAUUUCGGAGCAGGAUUAUUUCACUGGUAUAUGCGUCGAUUGGAACAUUGGAUAUCUACGAAUCUAUCAUUGAAAUAUCAAAAAAUGUGUAGCCACCACACAUGGACAGCAGGAAAGAUUAAAAAAUUAUCGGAAGCAAUUAUUGUUUGCUUACGUGUUUAUAGACAAGACGAACACGUAUGGAGCGUCUACCGUUUCUCACUUGGACAUCCCAUCCUUAGCGAUGCUUGGACGUAGCCGGGUACAACCUUGAUCAACGAGAUUCGCCUUGUGCGACGUUCUUAUCUGGCCAGCUUAUCUAAAAUUCAAUAAGACUCAAAGGAUAAAUAAUAUCACCGCGACGUUUAAGUUGCAUCGAGUUCACAAGCAGAAACUUGAGUACCUAAUCCACUAUAGAAAGUUUCUCACAGGACUACAAGAACAAAAUGGAAACGUUUGAGACAUAUGACGAGUCUAUGGUUACUGCAGCGAAUUAUCAGUGUGAUAUUGUUCAAACCGUGAACAAUCAGACGCCCAAGGAAGAGAUAGAAGUACGGAGUAGAGAGAAUCACGACACAUUGACGUUGCAACAGCAACAUACGGAGCAGAUACAUCAAGUGACGCAAAUUGAGUCGAAUAUUCAAGAGAAAACUACGGUUCGAUUGCCAGCUUUAUUGGAUGGAGAGUACUUCCAGGUGAUCAGAGUAGAAGACACUAACGUUACGGUACGUUGUCAGCAGUGUAUGAAAUUGCUCAACGGCAAUCUGAAGUCCACCGGGAAUUUUCUUAGUCAUGUAAAGCGAUUGCAUCCAACUUUGAUGUGCAAAAUAAGGUGCAAAUCUAGUCAGAGGAAACCCGCAAUAUAUGUCAACUCGGUAUUACCUGAUAAAUGUUCCGAAAUUGUACCAGGAAAGCGUGUAGCAAUACAAAAUAAGAAGCGAUGUAAAACGCAGGAGGAAUGUAUGGCCGAAAAGAACGAGUCUUACGAACAACAUGCGGAUUGGAACGACACAUCGUUGAUCCGGGGUUCCGACGAGUCAGAAUCGGCGGAUCCAUCCCUAAGAAUAUCGCAUAAUAAUUCAUUCAUAAUGGAGGACGAGUACGAUGCAAUCGGUCGCAAUGUUGCCGCCAAGCUCAGGAAUAUGAGACUGGACCAAAGAAUAAUAGCUGAAAAAUUGUUGAACGACAUUUUAUUUGAGGCUCAACUCGGUAAUCUUCACAGAGAUUCGAGUAUUCACGUGUGAGAAUAAAAUGUAUAAUGACCUGUGUUAAGUCGAUAUCUUCUAGUAAACAUCGCGAAAGAACGAACCCGAUUUGAAAAGCAACGUGAUGCGAUUAAUAUAGUUAUCUGAUUAAUUAUAUAACGCGCAUGUUGGUAUGUGUGUGUGCAUAAAGAUUGCGCGUAAAGAUUGUAGAUGAAUGGAUUUUCGUCAAUAAUAUUAGUGUUAUUGAAAGACAUAUAUUUUAUACUUUGUGAUAUCUUUAGGUGCGUCUAGACUAUCGAGCCGAAACGCGAGCCGAACCUCGAGCCGAGCCGCGAGCCGAAUUCAAUUCAAUUCACUUAUUUAAUGGCACUGAAUCCCAGGAACUGGGAAAUUAUACGGCCAGAACGAAAUUUCAAAGAGUAGAUUCUAUGUUCAAGCGAGUAAUCUUACAUGCUCUUAAUCAAGCAAACGAAGUUACUCUACCAAGUAAUCCUUAAGCGGACGAGUUCAUUAUACCAAAUUGAAUUGAAAAUAUGUGGGGAGCAGGCGGAUUCGAACCCGGAUCCUCAGAUCACGAGUCCGAUGCCUAACGUGCGGAGCCACACGACUCCCCAGCCGCGA